UCAAUCUACCAAUAGAACGCCACGCCUCCCGUGUUUGCACAAGAGCAAUGUUUAGGAUUUUUUCUGAGGAGCUAUUCCAUUCUGGACCAUAUGAAGUGAAGGGCAACCAGCUUGAUGGGAAGAUGAUAGUAGAGCAUGUAAAUGCUGAGACCAGGAAACGCUGGUGCAAGGUCAAUUACGAAGUAGAUGUGGACAGAGAAAGCGACACAUACAUAUGCGAGUGUGGCAUGUUUGAGCAUUCUGGCAUUUUGUGCAGGCACAUUCUGAAGGUCAUGCUUCAUGUGAAGCUGCACACAAUUCCAAACCAGUACAUACUAAAGAGGUGGACAAGAAAUGCACGCGACAAUCUACCGAAGCAUCUGAAGUGCUACCAGGAGGAUGCAAGUGUGCAAGUAUCCCAGACAUUCAGACACAAUCUCAUAUACGUGAAAGCACUUGAGCUAGCGAAGUUGGCAAACACGGCUGUCCCGACAUUUCAGCAUGCAAUCAAUAAGUUUCAUGAAAUGCAGGGAGAGCUGCUCAAAAUGAUUGCCAUUGGGGGGUAUGAAAACCCUACAACAAAGAUCAGGAGUUCAUCUGGUACAAUGGGAGACGGGGGGAGCUAGGACAAGAUUGACGCCAAUAGUACACCUGAUGCUACAUGUAACUAGGGACUGCAUGACGACGAGCCUGUCGAAGACAUGGACCAAGACAUUUAUGAAGACGUGCUAGCUCCUGAAAAGAAAAGAUCAAAGGGGAGGCCGAAAACCAAGCGCAUGAAAUCAUCAUCAGAUAUUGGUACAAGAAACAAUAAGAGAAGCUGCUCCAUAUGUGCGUCCGAAGAGCACAGCACAAACUCAUGCCUGUGCAUUGAGGUUCCUGCAGCCGACCCCCAGGGCCCAUAUGCUCUGGACGAUGAUGUAGCAGGGGUGGCGGGGGCAGCUGAACGCAACAUCCUCGCACCAGUGGGGAGCAAUGCAUUUGGGCGAGACGAGGAGGCAGAGCAGAACACAAUAAGCCGUUCAAAUCAGAGAAACAUCAACAACAAACCACCCUCUGCUCCCAGGAAAUGCAAGAACUGCAACCUAACUGGGCACUAUGUGAGCACUUGUCCGAUAUACAAUGGCCCCAGGAAGCCACCCAAAGAAGUCAAAUGCACAAAAUGCAAGCUGGGGGGUCACUACCACACCACUUGCGGCGGUGAUACAACCUACAAGCACAAGCAUGAUCCUUAGAUCAACAUAGCAGCUGAAAGUUUCGCGGAACCCCUCCCGAUCAUGAAAAAAUGGCCACAUCUUGCACUUAUCAACAUGCAUAUCCCCCAUCCACCAUGAGCGGAGUUAUAUCUUUCGGACUAAUAUUUAUGUUUUCCUAGUUGAAAACUGUGUAUUUGGAGAUUUUUUUACCUAUUUGUUGUAAGCUAACUAUUUAUUAGCACAUGUGUGUUUUAUUCAGUA
This is a messenger RNA of Triticum aestivum (bread wheat), 1436 nucleotides long. RefSeq names its product protein FAR1-RELATED SEQUENCE 5. The record is from RefSeq and is a predicted model, not a curated record. Gene Ontology annotation, molecular function: zinc ion binding. The coding region runs from base 48 to 605 and encodes 185 amino acids. NCBI's taxonomy places the organism in Eukaryota, Viridiplantae, Streptophyta, Magnoliopsida, Poales, Poaceae. The transcript has 2 exons.